Messenger RNA from Hyalella azteca, 1788 nucleotides. RefSeq names its product bestrophin-2. Bases 1 to 1788 code for a protein of 595 amino acids. The transcript has 12 exons. Gene Ontology annotation, molecular function: chloride channel activity. The record is from RefSeq and is a predicted model, not a curated record. Lineage: Eukaryota; Metazoa; Arthropoda; Malacostraca; Amphipoda; Hyalellidae.
AUGGCUGCUGUGGCUGUGGCUGUGGUGCUGUGGCUGUGGCUGUGGUGCUGGCUUCUGUGGCUGCUGUGGCUGUGGCUGCUGUGGCUGUUACUGCUGGCUUCUGUGGCUGCUGUGGCUGUGGCUGCUGUGGCUGUGGCUGCAGCGGCGGGGAACGCCCGGAAUGUCGUUGCUGCGGACGAAACGACCGACGCCAUCGAGUGCACCUCCAUCAUGGCGGCCGAGCCUGCAGGUGGGGGGAAGAUAUGGCGCGGCAGCAUAUACAAGCUUGUGUGGCAGGAGCUGGCUGUGUACUGUGCGUGUUACACAGCACUACACAGCACUACACAGCACUACACAGCUUCUCUCUCACACAGAUGGCGCGGCAGCAUAUACAAGCUUGUGUGGCAGGAGCUGACUGUAUACUGUGCGUGUUACACAGCCGUGGCCCUCGUGUAUAGAUUCGCCCUCACCGAGGCCCAGAAGAGGAUAUUCGAGGGCAUCGUGCUGCACAUCGACCAAUACAUCAACCUCAUCCCCAUGGCGUUCGUGUUGGGCUUCUACGUGAGCAUCAUCAUGACGCGAUGGUGGGACCAGUACAUCACCAUCCCCUGGCCUGACUCUCUGGCCGUCUUCGUAUCCUCCAACGUCCACGGCCAGAACGACACAGCGCGCGUGAUGCGGCGGACGCUCAUGCGCUACGUGAACCUCUCCUUCGUCAUCACCAUGAGCAUGAUCAGUCCACGUGUCAAGAAGCGGUUCCCCACCAUGCAGCAUUUGGUGGAGUCAGGUCUCCUGACGGAGCAGGAACUCAUGAUCUUCGAGAUCCUGAACGCCAAAACCGCCAACCCGAAGUACUGGCUGCCCCUGGUGUGGGCAGGAGCCAUCGUGACCAAGGCACGCAAGCAGGGAAGGAUCAGGGACGACUUCGCCCAGAAGACUAUCAUGGAUGAGCUUAACAACUUCAGGAAGGGCUGCCGCCUCCUGCUCAGCUACGACUACGUCAGCGUACCUCUCGUGUACACGCAGGUGGUGACGCUGGCCGUGUACACCUUCUUCAUCAGUACCAUCGUGGGCAGGCAGUUCUUGGACCCGAGUAGAGGCAUUAAGGGGCACAAGGUGGACAUGUAUGUGCCCUGGUUCACGAUCCUGCAGUUCUUCUUCUACAUGGGGUGGUUGAAGGUAGCCGAGUCCCUCAUCAACCCCUUCGGUGAAGACGAUGACGACUUCGAGACUAACUCUCUCGUCGACCGCAACGUCCAGGUAUCCUACCUGAUCGUGGACGAGAUGCACGAGGACCAUCCUGAGCUCAUCAAGGACAUGUACUUCGAGGAGGUGGUACCAGCAGCGCUACCAUACACUGUCGCCAGCGAACAGUACAGGGCCAACCAGGCUAUCAACCACGGGUCGACGGCGGAGCUGAAGGUGCCGGAGCCGCUGCAGGAGAUCAUGGAGCCUAUCAUUGAGGAGAAGUCGCAUAGUGUGGUGGAGACCCUCAUCGGGGGGCUGGUGCAGGAGAAGUACAAGGAGGUCACCGUAAAGGUGGAGCGGAAGGCAUCACAGCCGGACGCCCAGAGCGUCUCCAGCAGGCGGUCGUCUGGUGCAUCGGGCAUCGCCACGCCCGGCAGACGAAGGAAGAGUUUCUUCGCCCGCGUCGCUGAUAAGAUGUCGUCCCCCAAACUGAGCCGAGUGCCCAGCGCGAGCGGCAGCAUCCGCACCAUCAGGAGCCUUAAGAGCGCCAAGAGCCUCACCAGACAACACGACCGUUUGGCCGAGCAGGUGGGCGAGGGGGAGGUGUUGGAAAGGCGGUGA